Molecule: messenger RNA, 107 nt
Organism: Cercopithifilaria johnstoni
Lineage: Eukaryota; Metazoa; Nematoda; Chromadorea; Rhabditida; Onchocercidae
Source: the annotation of a GenBank genome assembly
AUGGGCAAGGAUGGACGAGUACGUCCAGUUGCAAUGCAUCAGCGUCGAAUAAAUGCUACACAAUGGUUGCCAUCACCACCAUCAUCAGUAGGACGAUCGGCUACCAC